Cladocopium goreaui is the source of this 372-nucleotide messenger RNA. NCBI's taxonomy places the organism in Eukaryota, Dinophyceae, Suessiales, Symbiodiniaceae. The record is from the annotation of a GenBank genome assembly.
AUGGACUGGCCACUGAGCGUAGCAGAGAAGCAGAGCCGAGCCUUUGACCUCUAUCAGCGCGAGGUUGUGGCGGUUGAAGCGUCCUUGCAGGCCGCAGAACGCGAGCUAAGGAAGCUCAAGGAUGACCAAGGCAGGUCACAAAGCUUCAAGGAUAUUGGUUUAAGUUCUGGCAAGGCAGACUCUCACCGGAAGUAUGUCGCCAUGAAAGCAGAAGAGGAAAAGCCUGAGAGGAAAGCCACUUUCGAUCACCAGGAGCGGUCCAAAGCCAGUGCGGAGCGAGUGGAAGAGUGGCGGAAUAGAAGCAAAACUUUGGACUCCACGGAGGAGAUGGUCACGUGGCAGGAGUCCGGUGGACUCAUAGUUGAACGUUGA